Molecule: messenger RNA, 1244 nt
Organism: Ilyonectria robusta
Lineage: Eukaryota; Fungi; Ascomycota; Sordariomycetes; Hypocreales; Nectriaceae
Exons: 3
Coding region: 325-1005 (226 amino acids)
Source: RefSeq, a predicted model, not a curated record
CCUUCUGAACUUCGUCCAAGUUCCUUUUUUGUGCUGAGCACGCUGAACACGCCACGGGCCGCAGUCUCUACACAAACAUCACUCCCCUCGUCCUUGAAUCACCACCCACAGCCUCACGCUUCCUCUGUGCGCAUUCGAGCCAUGGAGCCAUUUGGCGGUCGACGCAAGCGCGUCGCCAGUCGUGCCAAGGACGCUGCAAUCGCUUUUUAGGAAAAGCUGCACCCGCCUCGACCGGAGAUUGUGGCUCGGAGAUGCAUUCGUUGCAAGCAGAAGAAACCUGAGCAUGUGUUUUUCAACAUCGCGAAUCCGUUCCGACCAACGGAUAUGUGCAUCGUUUGUGUUCAGGAACACGACGUCAUGUCGGAGCGCAUUGCAAACCGCACAGUAUCGGAUUCCCGAGCCCAAGACCACGUCGUCAGCUCAGGGUUUGACGAUACCCAAUUUCCAAGCCCAAAGGCCUCGUUAGACGGCCGCCACGUCCUUCGCCGAGCCCGAAGGGCCGUGUCUCAAUUCUUCCAUCGAUCGCCUGGCACCGCACGCGAAGAAUCCCAGGCAGAUUUUUACCCCGAUGAGGUAUUCCUCCCCUAUCGCCGUCUGCCGCUGGAACCACUUGGCACGCGAUCAUCCGGGCGAGCCGCCCCGACACUCCACCGUGCGGCAUCCCAACCCGCGUUGAAAGACAACGGUCGAAGUGCAGGCUACAGAGUUGGACCGGCUGAAGAUGUCAUCUACUCCGCUGCCCCUUUUAGGGAUGCCAGUCCCCAUCCUGCGUUAAACGACAACCGUCGAUACAGAGUUGGACUGGCUGGCGAUAGCAUCUACUCCGCUGCCCCUUUUAGGGAUGCCAGUCCCCAACCUGCGUUACAAGACAACGGUCGAAGUGCGGGCUACAGAGCUGGACUGCCUAAUGAUGGCAUCUACCCCGCUACCCCUUUCAGGGAUAUCAGUCCCCCACCUCCAGAGGCCAUAUUCCGGGCUGAUCGUCCCCGGGCCUACUACUUUUAACGAUACGGCAAGAGCGAUGGUUAGGAGACUUCCCUCAUCCUUAGGUUCCAAGGUGAAAUCUGAUAUCGAUGUGGUGCAGGAUGCACUGAUAGGACGGAUACGGGGGAAUGAAAUAUGUCAUGUAACACAAAUCAAAGUUUAUCGGGAUGAAGUGACAGAUGGAUGGGUCAACUAGGUGCAAAACAACGCCAACGAGUUUAGUUGACUGAAUAUGAAGAGGACCUGACAUUCGAUUGAGG